AUGGCAGGUAACGAGGCUUAUGCUAGCGCCAUCGAGCGAGCAAAGCAGAUUGUUUCAAAAUUUUCUAUGUCCGAUGACGGGUCCACAACCAAUGGUGGCAUAGCUGGUAUGAAAAGGCCUGCUCAGGAGGAAAAUAACAAUUUUGCUACGACUGAAAAACGCCCUUUAGUAAUGGACAAGGUAGCUGCUGCUGCAGAAGCUGCUGCUCGGAUAAAUCAGAAGUUAGGUGGUUCACAACCGACCACAACUCUACCACAAACCUCAAACAACAACUCUGUUGGUUCCAGAGUUGUUACUACUGAGACUGCUAUCCCUGAUAGAUAUGUUGGCCUAGUUAUAGGGAAAGGUGGGGAGCAAAUAACACAACUCCAAAAUGACACACAAUGCAAGGUUCAAAUAUCUCAAGCUGGUACUCCCGAGCGUACUGUAACUCUAACUGGAACUCCUCAGCAAAUUGAUCAUGCAAAACAAAUGAUCGGUGACAUAAUUGAGCGUGCUGGAAAGAACGGCACACCAACUACACCUGCUUAUAAUUCAACUGGAAGCAUAACAACUAUUGAAAUGAUGGUUCCUGGUUUGAAGGCAGGUUUAGUGAUCGGCAAAAACGGCGAGACUAUCAAAAAUUUGCAAGAAGAAAAUGGCGUCAAAAUGGUGCUUAUCCAACAGUCAAACAACCCGACUCCUGAAGACAAACCACUUAGAAUAUCCGGUGAACCGGCACGAGUGGAAAAAGCACGACAAGCUGUUCUUGUUCUUAUAAAUUCUCGAGAUCGUCCUGGAGGGUCAAUGCAUUACGGAUACGAUGGUCAGGAAACAUCCCAAUAUGCCGUUCCAGCUGAGAAAGCAGGACUUGUAAUUGGUAAAGGUGGAGAGUCGAUUAAGGAGAUCUGUCGCGUCAGCGGAGCCCACGUCGAAAUAUCAAAGGAACCACCGCCAGAUCCCUCUAUCAAAAUAUUUAAUGUCCGUGGUAACAGACAAGAGAUAGAACAAGCCAUAAGAAUGAUCUCUGAGCGUGCUGGUAUUCCCAUGACUCGACCAGCUACUACCACCGGUGCUGUUCCUGGGCCUUGGGGUCAAUACGGCUACCCACAUGCAGAUCCAUGGACCAUGGCUAACUGUGCCCAAAAUGCCGUUGCGGCAGCUGCCAUGCCGGCUCCUACGUACAACCCAUACACCGGUCAACCUGAUUACAGUGCAGCUUGGGCUGAAUACUACAGACGUCAAGGAAUGCAUGAAUGCGCCGAUGCCAUUCUACGACAGGCUCAACAACCCUCAGUGGCUGCUGUUCAACAGACAGCUCCAGUACCUACAGGUCACGUGCAGGCUGCUCAAUCUGGUACACCGGCGGGUGCACCAUCUCAAGUUCCUGUACAAGCACAACCAACGGCUGCUGGACAGGCAAACUGGGACUCUUACUACAUGCAGCCAUACGGUUCGAAUUUUCCUUGGCAAACGUAA
Schistosoma margrebowiei is the source of this 1458-nucleotide messenger RNA. The record is from the annotation of a GenBank genome assembly. Lineage: Eukaryota; Metazoa; Platyhelminthes; Trematoda; Strigeidida; Schistosomatidae.